AUGGGGAGCGAUGGCGACGGUGAUGCACCAUUAUUGGACGACAAAGCAAAGCGAAUGAGGGAUCUGCUAUCCAGUUUUUACGCUCCAAACCCCUCAAUGUUGUCUCAUUCCCCCACCGCCUCCUCCAAGCAUUCAACACCCGACGAUAUCAACUCCUCCUCCUUCGAUCCCAACCAUUACAUGAACAUUCUCGUCAAUAACUCCAACUUGGAAGGCCUUCUCAAGCGCCACGUUGAUAUGGCCGCUGAGAUCAAGAAUCUCGACACCGACUUGCAGAUGCUUGUUUACGAGAAUUACAACAAGUUCAUCAGCGCCACUGAUACUAUCAAGAGGAUGAAAAGUAAUAUUUUGGGGAUGGAGGGAAAUAUGGAGUACCUUCUUGAAAAAAUCAUGUCUGUACAGUCCAGGAGUGACAGUGUUAACACUUCUUUAUUUGAGAAGAGGGAGCACAUUGAGAAAUUGCAUCGCACUUGUAAUCUUCUUCGAAAAGUUCAGUUCAUAUAUGAUCUACCUGAUAGACUUGGCAAGUGCAUCAAAUCAGAAGCCUAUGCGGAUGCUGUCAGAUUCUACACUGGUGCAAUGCCAAUUUUUAAGGCAUAUGGAGACUCUUCAUUCCAUGAUUGUAAGCGAGCAUCCGAUGAAGCAAUAGCUAUCAUAGUUAAAAACUUGCAGGAAAAGCUGUUUUCAGAUUCUGAACCUAUACAAGUGAGAGCUGAGGCUGCAUUGCUGCUUAAGCAGUUGGAUUUUCCGGUGGACAAUUUGAAGACAAAGCUGUUAGAGAGGUUGGAACAUUCCCUUAGAGACAUUCAACUGAAACCUGAAGAGAUAAAGAAUGCUUCACCCUCUGCACGUGAGGUAGCUAUUCUCGAAUUUGUGGAGGCUAUUCAUGCAUUUCGAGUAAUUUUCCCAGAUUCAGAAACUCAAUUAGUUAAAAUUGCUAAAGGCUUGAUUACCAGGGACUUUGUAAUUACCGAGGAGUAUGUAACGACUAGAAUUUGUGCGGCAGAUCUACUAGGUGUUCUUCGAGUUAUUUGGAAUGAAUCACUCCUGAUGGACGAGGUCUUGCAGGAUUCAGCUCUAUCUGAUCAUUUUCUUGAGGGUGCUAAGGCUGCUGUCAAGCUAUAUGUGGAAAGUGCAUUUUCUCAACUUUUGCUAGAUAUCUCAGAUUGCCUCUUAAAAAUUUUGAAACGAGAUGAAACAGAAGAGUACUCCCUGGAAACUGCUCUAGAUGCUAGCACAAAACUUGCUCUCCAAGGAGGCAGGAACCUCUUGCUGGAUGUUUGCAAGAUUCUAGAUGAUGGCUCAGGGAUUAUAGACAAACUAAGAGAGCCAAUAAUUGAUUGGGUACAAGAAGGGUUACAAGAUUUUUUCAGGCAACUUGAGGAUCAGUUCCAAUCGUUUUCAGGGAAGAAUAAUUCUUCAGCUACACAAAUUCAUGGGCUGACAGAGGCAGCUGCUUUUGCUGGCCUUGUCCUAGUGCUGGCUCAAUUGUCUGCUUUCAUUGAACAAACUGCCAUCCCUAAGAUCAACGAGGAAUUAGCAGUUUCUUUUUCUGCUGGUCCAUAUGAAUAUGGACCCGCCUUUGUUCCGGGAGAGAUCUCUCGAAAAUUUAGAUCAGCUGGUGACAAGUUCCUACAGCAGUACAUAAAUAUUCGAACUCAACGAAUAUCACUACUCCAGAAGAAGAGAUUUGCCACACCUAAAUGGGUUAAGCAUAAGGAGCCAAGAGAAGUUCAUAUGUUUGUUGAUCUAUUUCUACAAGAGCUCAAGGUCAUAGUCAAUGAAGUGAAGCAGGUUUUGCCUCAAGAUAUGCGAAAGCAUCGUAGAAGUAACGCAAGCAGUGCUUCGUCGAAAAGUAAUUCCUUCCGAGAGGAGAAAUUAUUGCACCGCUCAAAUACUCAAAGGGCGAGGAGCCAGCUUCUGGAAACACAUUUAGCCAAACUGUUUAAGCAAAAAGUUGAAAUUUUCACAAAAGUAGAACACACCCAGGAAUCAGUUGUAAUGACCAUAGUUAAAUUAUCCCUUAAAAGUUUACAAGAAUUUGUAAGGCUUCAGACUUUUAACCGGAGUGGAUUUCAGCAAAUUCAAUUGGAUAUGCAGUUCCUAAGGACUCCUUUAAGGGAAAUAGUUGAAGAUGAAGCUGCAAUGGAUUUCUUGCUUGAUGAGGUGAUUGUUGCUGCUACAGAGAGGUGCCUUGAUCCAAUUCCAUUGGAGUCCCCCAUUCUGGACAAACUAAUUCAAGCAAAGCUGGCAAAAUCUUUGGAGGAGAACACAUCCUCUUCAUAA
Messenger RNA from Arachis stenosperma, 2286 nucleotides. Its product is annotated as vacuolar protein sorting-associated protein 51 homolog. The record is from RefSeq and is a predicted model, not a curated record. NCBI's taxonomy places the organism in Eukaryota, Viridiplantae, Streptophyta, Magnoliopsida, Fabales, Fabaceae. Bases 1 to 2286 code for a protein of 761 amino acids. Gene Ontology annotation, cellular component: membrane; GARP complex; EARP complex. The transcript is spliced from 19 exons. Gene Ontology annotation, biological process: retrograde transport, endosome to Golgi; endocytic recycling; Golgi vesicle transport.